Odontomachus brunneus is the source of this 11295-nucleotide messenger RNA. Its product is annotated as ras-specific guanine nucleotide-releasing factor 2-like. Lineage: Eukaryota; Metazoa; Arthropoda; Insecta; Hymenoptera; Formicidae. The record is from RefSeq and is a predicted model, not a curated record. Gene Ontology annotation, molecular function: guanyl-nucleotide exchange factor activity; protein binding. Bases 3807 to 8321 code for a protein of 1504 amino acids. Gene Ontology annotation, cellular component: plasma membrane. The transcript has 26 exons. Gene Ontology annotation, biological process: positive regulation of GTPase activity; Ras protein signal transduction.
AAAGAUACGUUUUCCUUCUGAAUUUUCUCACGCCCACCUCCUCCAUCUCUCUUUUUUUUUUCUCUCUUACGCUUCUCUUCUACUUCUCUCACUACUGCUAUUUCUUCUUCUUCUUCUUCGCGGGUCGGUGCUUUAUCGUCAGAGAGAAACUUUACAAGUUGCUGACAGCAGAGGGAGAAAGUGAUAACGCGGAGGGAAAGCCUCUUCCGCGUUUGGCGAACUUGCGUCACUUUCGCACUCUCCCCGCGAUCUUCUCGUCUAUCUCUCUCUCUCUCUCUCUCUUUCCAACUACUCUUGGGAAUUUUUUGACCUUUCUGCUGGCCGUGUCUCGAAACAGGUCGACGAUCCUUUCGCAGGCCUGUCGAUGGAAAAAGCCGUGAACCGCGCGUUAACGCGAAUAGGACGAAAAGGGGCUUAAAUUAUGCAGACGUACGAGUAGUAUUCCUUCCCUUCUCGCUAUAUUUCUCGUGUUAGCUCUGAGGGGUCGGAUGGGAGGAGGUCGCGUUUUCCACGUAAUUUCGAGCGGACGCAAUAACGGCGGCUCCCGAUAAUUGAAACCGCAAUAUGGGAUGUUAAAUCGGAAAAACGGUGUAAUUAAUCGUAAAAUUGGAAAAUGUGGAGGAUUUUUAAAACAAUAUGUGUGGUGGGUGUAUAUCGCUAUAAAUUGUAAUCGUAUUACUGGUUGUAUCGGGAAAUCUCUGAAGUAACAAACGACUCUCUCUCUCUCUCUCUCUCUCUCUCUUUCGCGGGUUUUAAAUAAAAAAAUUAUUGUAUCGCAGCGCAAAUAUUCCCACUCGUAAACAAAUGCUUUGAAACUCUAUUUUAAUCGUUUUAAUCGCGUGAACGCGACGGUACUGGUUAAUCUUAACAGAUUAUCGAGCUACUGAACUAUCAAAUGUCGCAAAUUCGUAUUAAAAAAGAUACGUAGGUAUCGCAGAAUGAUAAUACCGUCGCGUGUGUAUGUGUGAGUUUACCGAUAUUUAUCUCUUUAUUUAUCCUUUAUUCAUCCGUUUAUUUUUACUUACCUGAUUUAGUGUUUGCGCACGAGCAAAGUGAGACUAACUUACGAAAGAACGAGAAGUUAACUAUUCCCACGAUUUGUGAGAUACGAGUUGACACGAUUUGUGAGAGUCAAAGAAUCCGGGUAUGCUCCCUCCGACAUACCGACGUAUCUCCGUAUCGGAUACCUCGAGGAUUAAUGCUCGUUUCUACCAACUUUGGUCAACUUAACCGGCUAGUUAUUCCAAUUGAAUUGACCAAUUGCAUUUCUCGUUAGAAUUGACAGAUGAGAUUAAUAAAUUGCGUUGGAAUAAUCAGCCGGUUAAGUUAACCAAAGUUGAUAGAACAUAAAGGCGUCUGCACAGAAACGCUACGAGUUACUGCAAGUGCUAACUAUAAACUGACGUCUGUAUGUAAUGGGCUUUCUACAAUGAGCCGUUAAUAAUGGAUCAGUUGUCACGAGCGAGUUGUAAAUGAGUCAACUGGUAUAUCAUAAGGCAAUAGCAAGUCGAUAAUCAGUGACUGCAUGGAGAUGGCCGAAUUCCAUUUCUUACGACUUAAAAGUUAUGAUCACUUUAUGACUGACCAAACAAAAGUGUGUCCGCCAUCUUUAUUGAGAGCAGCUGACCAGAGCUGACUGAAAACUGUCUUCUCUCUGAUUGGUUGAAAUAUCGUGAUGCAACGAUCUACUACGAUUUACUGUAGAUGCAAGUUUCCUGAAAUUAAUAGAGACUUAUGAGAUUACUUAUGAGACUUAUAUGAGACUUAUAAUUCUGACUUAUACGACCAAUGUGUAAUGUGAAUGAUGACUAACGGCUUGUUGUAGAAAGCCCAUAACAGUGAACUCAGGUCAACGUACAAAGAAGUCUUAACGUAACUUUGCGUGAUCGGGCGUACUUUUCUACGUAUAAGUAUAUACAAUAUUUUACAGUAAAAUUAUAGUAGAAAUUUUACAGAAAAUUAUGGUAGAAAUAUUCAACUUGUUAAGUUGAUAUUUUAUAAAAAUGUUUGUUAUUUUUUCUGCACUGUGCCGUUUGUAACUUCAAUUGUUGCAAUGACUAAAUGAACACACAGUAUACAAUAGAGAGAGCGAAAUAAAUACUUUGAUAAGAUAUUUCCAAACGAAAAGAAUUUACCAAAUACGAAAUAUUCCUCCACUAAUCUUCUUUCUCUUAUAAAAUAUUUAAUACACACUUUCAUACUACCUUAUAAAUAAUGAGAUGCUUGAUCACGCGUAAUCAUGAUUUCGUUGCUUUACGAUUCUCUUUGUGCAUUGACUUAGACUCAUUAUAAUAUACAGACUUUAAUUUGCGGUCGGCACUUGACGCAGUUCAAAGCGUUCCGGACAUGUUUCUGUAUGGAGGAUCCAAUGCGCGUCGCUCGUACAUAGCAUUGCACUUCCGAAUAGAACAGUAUGACAGAGUUGCCCGUACGUUUCGCUGACAGGCGUCACUUGGAACGUAAACUUCAUAAGAAAGAAAGCGCGCGCCUGCCAGCGAAAAGGAUAGGUAAACCGUCGUACUGGUCUGCAUGUAAGUGAAGUAUCUUGCACUUGACAGCUUUUUGUGUCGAAGUUUGCGAUCGGCUCGCGCUCUAAGAGAAAGAAAGAAAGAGAGAGAGAGAGGGAGCGAGAGAUAGAGGGGGGAGGGGGAGAGAGAGAGGGAGAAAGAGUAAUCGUAACGACAAGCAACUAUCAGUGGAGCAACCUCUCAGUGAAAGUUAUUACUCGGCGAAAUAUCGAUUUCCAUCGUAAACAGCUUAAAACGUCAUUUCCGCGGGCCUCGCGCGGCUUCAUCGUUUCAAUUUCCUGCUUUCAGUGCGUCCGUCCGUCUUUGUGAGUCGCCGAGAGAGGAGCUCGCGAAUCAACGAAUUCUCGCAUGUUAUAAAAUCCAGGGUGCAGCAAUUAGCAUAAAACGGAACGCGAACGCGAGGAGUGAAAGGCUAAAGGCGGUGGCGGCGGAGAAUUUGAAUGUCGAGAAUUUGAAUUAACGCGAGCGCAACCGGAAAAUCAACUUUGACUUGGCGCGUCGCGUUCGAUCCAAUUGCCAUGGAACGACGUUACCAUGCUGAUGCGUUUAGCAUAUUUAUGUCCAUUGGCCGGAAACACUGUGCCGGUGUCCAGGCCAGUGUUGUUAAUGGUUUACGUUGAAUUGGCUCGGUAACGAUAUUUACCCCGUCACAGAGCCUCUAAUGGUCUCCCGCUUCGAUUCGUGUGAUUUAUAUAUAAAUCGACGUUAUCGUAGCCGCGCGCGUUACCCCUUGCUGGAACACGAUAAUAUAACAUACCGGUGGGAGGACACGGGCAAAAUCGGAUAUCAAUAUGUUUUAAAUGUCAAUAAAUAUAUUAUCGUACACGCUAACAAUCCACUCUCGCGUCCAAAAUACAGUCCCGCAAAUGGCAUGAGCGAAGGGGUGGGGCGGGCGCAAUUUGUCGCGUCACAAAGUUAACAAUUUUCAGGGAAACUCCUGCAUGUGUUGUCGGUCGCCACACGUCUCCCGCCCCGCUUGUUUCAUCGAAUACAGAUUUACACAUUCUCCGUUCUUGUGUGAGCGAGCGCGGCAUGCAUAUUUAUCGAAGGGGUUUCUAUCCACGUUUGCAGAUGCGACGGCACCAGCAGCGCAUCCCGACGAAUCAUCAUCCACCGACGGAUCUCCUCGAUCUCGGUCGAGACGGGACGCUUGAUCGUCCGGCUAGGUGCCGUUUUCUAUUACAUCGUUAGAACCCAAACAAGGUAAUCUGGACAAUCAAUCACCGCUGUGAAAAUCAAGACGAGGGGGAGGCGGCCAUCUGAUAACGACUUGUGAUCAUGCUCAGUCCCAAGAUGCAAAGAACCGUGAGGGUAAAUGACGCUCAGCUAGUCAUGCUGUCGGAGAGAGCCCAUUAUGAUCACUCGCUGACGGGAUAUUUGCACAAGCGGGCAGCCGACUCCACUAAGUGGCAAUUACGAUGGUUCGUUCUCUACCAGAACUUGCUAUUCUAUUACGAGAACGAAGCCUGUUCGCGGCCCAGUGGAGUUAUUCUACUGGAGGGCUGUUAUUGCGAUCGACUCAUCACCGCCAAAGGCAAAGAGCCGGAUAAACAGCACUGUUUUGCAAUAUCGUACAGGCGGGAGAAUCAACGGCAAUACGAGCUGAAAGCGGCCACCGAGACGGACUGCAAAACGUGGAUCGACGCGAUACGAGAAGCCAGCUUCAACAAAUUGUUGCUGCAAAAGGAGGAGCUCGAGCAGAAGCACCUGCACCUGUUGCAAAUCGUCGAGAGCGAGAAGACGGCCAAGUGGCAGUACACUCAGCAAUGCGAGGAACUGGCGUCGGAGAUAAAAAAGCUACGAGCCGAGCUAUGCACACUUAAAAAGGAGUUGAGACCCUCCGUGACGCCGACUUAUACCAGACCAGUGGUUCAAAGGGCUAUGUCUCAAGGCGCUGGAAGUUUGUACGGUGGACCCCAGGAAGGAAUGGCUCAAGGACCCGCAUUCGGAGGGGCGCCCGCAUUACGCAGCAUUAUGGAAGGUUCCAUUGAAAUGCAGAAAAUCAAGAAAGUCCAGAGUUUCUUCAGGGGCUGGCUGUGCCGUAGGCGUUGGAAGCAGAUCGUUGAACAGUACAUCAAAAGCCCGCACGCGGAAAGCAUGCGCAAGAGGAAUAGCCUGGUAUUUAGAAUGGUGGAGGCCGAGGUGGAGUACACGGAACAAAUGGAAGUCUUGGUAAUCUGUUUUCUGAGGCCUUUCAAGAUGGCUGCCAGUUCAAAGAAACCCCCAUGUAGUCAUGAGGAUGUGAAUAGCAUAUUUUUGAAUAGCGAGACCGUGCUGUUCCUUCAUCAGAUCUUCCUGAAGGGUCUCACUUCUCGUAUGGAGAGCUGGCCCACUUUAGUUUUAGGUGACUUGUUCGACAUGCUGCUACCGAUGUUAUCGAUAUAUCAAGAGUACGUGCGAAACCACCACUACAGCCUUCAAGUGUUAACCGAAUGCAAGCAAUCAACCUCGUUCUCGGCAUUGCUCAAGAGGUCGGAGCAAAAGACUGCCUGCCAAGGACGAUCCCUGGAGACCUUCUUAACGUAUCCCAUGCAUCAGAUUCCGAGGUACAUCAUUACCCUGCACGACUUACUGGCGCACACGCCGUACGACCACGUGGAACGCAAGAGCUUGCAGAAUGCCAAGCAGCAGUUGGAGGACCUGUCGAGGCAAAUGCACGACGAGGUCAGCGAAACCGAAAAUCUGAGAAAGAACUUGGCCGUGGAGCGAAUGAUCGUCGAGGGAUGUGACAUUUUGUUGGACGUCAAUCAGGUCUUCGUCAGACAGGGUUCGCUCGUGCAACUCGUGGAUAAACCGCGCGGGGCACGAAGCAGGCUGAGCGCUACCUUCGGUGGCAAAGCCGCGAGUGACAAGGAGGCAGUCAGACAGUGCUUCCUCUUCUCAAAUCACCUGCUGCUGACGACCCGCCAGUCCGACGACGACGGUCGCCUGAAUUUGGUCCCGCAAAUCGGCAAGAUACCCUUGUCCGACGCGGUGCUGGUCGAGGACCCGAGCGAUCAGUCCGCCACGGACGACGAUGAACUGUCAGUAUGUUCGAUGUCAAGCGGCAUCAGCGAGAGCAGUGGAAGCGGAAGCGGUAGCGCGACCUCCCAGUUACAGAAUCGCGACUUCAAGAUCAUACUCGACGUAAAGCCUGGCGGGCUUCAGGUGACUGUGCAUCUCGUGGCGCCUACUAUGCAGGAGAAAGCCGCUUGGGUUAGCGACAUCAGUCAGUGCAUGGACAACGUUCACUUCAACGACCUGCUCCACGGAUCGGACACUAGUUCCGUCACGAUGCCGCAGUCAAUCAGAAACGAUCCGAAACUCUUCAAGGAUGACGUAGACAUACGGUUCAGCCGUACCUUGAACUCCUGCAAGGUACCGCAGAUCCGUUCCGCCACGCCGGAACGUCUGCUACAGCGUUUGACCGACCUGCGGUUCCUCAGCAUCGACUUUCUCAACACAUUUCUGCUGACGUACCGGGUGUUCACCGACGGCGUCACGGUGUUGGAGGCUCUCAAGAAAGUGUUCUACGAGGCUGAACCGCCGGACGCAUCGAUGCCCACCGGGUCGCUUGUUAUCGCGGAUCUGCUCUCGAUAUCUCUGGACGUGUUAGGAGCAUCCGCGGGCGAGACUCAAUUGCAUUCGGAAGACCGAAGGAGAAGUAGCUUCUCCCCAAGACGGACCAGCGGCGCGAGUUCAGUAUCAGGAUACGGAUCAGAAGCCGACUGUCGUGAAGCUAGGCCUCACGGGUCUUCCGACGCGGGUGGACUGAAUUCGAAGGGUCAUUGGCGAUCUGGUUACAAAAAGUUGGAGGAAGAACAGUCGCUUGGUCUGAUCUCCGAGACCCCGAUCAUCACACGUAGCCCUACGUCGCAGACGUCGAGCUCAUCCACAGCGUCGCAAUCCCCGAUCACGCCGCGUAAGAUCAGUAUUCGCGUGGACAAGGACUCCGAGAACGACGGGUGUCAUCUAACGAUACCGAAAGUGAUCGCUGUGUCGUCCAGUUCUGAGACACUAACAGAUAUUACAGUAAUCAGCGCGCCAUCCUCGCCGAGCAACUUGAGCUCCGUGACGCUAAUCGGCUCAACGGGAUCUGGAUCCGGAUCCGGAUCGGAUCCGAGUCCUCAGGAGGCAGGGACUUACUCCCGCGGUAUCUCAGAAGAGACAGACACGCCCGUGGCGACGGAAGACAGCUUGAGAGAAAUACAAUUUACUUAUGACACGCCGACGCAGUCGAUCGAUAAGCCGGACACACCGACGAAAACGCCGACCUCGCCAGCGAGCGGAGGUGUCGAAACGAGCAAAGAGGGCCGAGCCACUUCGGACGACGAGGACAGCGAAUCCUCAUCUCGACAAGCCAGUCAAGCGGCCAGUCAGACGAGCCAACAAUACCCGGAGCACAGAGCAUCGAUCGCCUCCGCUCCGCCGUGCACCACCACCAGGAGAGGCUCGAUCUCCACCAUAACCGGAAAUUAUUGGGCGAGCCGGCGAUCGAUGCAGGAGGAGAUCUCCUCGCAGCAGGGUAGCUAUCAGCACGACGCUCAACAGGUCUCCGGCAAAGCCGGCGUGGUGAUCACGAGCUUUCGCCAGAGUCACCGAAGCAUUGGACCUGAACCUAUCUGGAGCAGCACGUCCACGGCCGCGGCCGCGUUCGCAAUCGCGACCUCCGCCUCGAGCAAUCCACCCGACAAGGGACCUGGCACCGCAAACGACGGCAACAAUCGCAGCGGCUCGUGCCGCGACAAGAACAGGCGGAAGGAAUCGGUGAUGUCGACCGCGGCGACGAUGAGAGUGCUCAAUGUCUUGCGGCACUGGGUGUCCAAGCACCCGCAGGACUUUGAGCUCGAUCAGAAGCUCAAGAACCUGACGAUAGAGUUCCUGGAGGACAUCAUUUACAGUCCCAACCUGCUCCCGGCUGAACACAAGGCAGCCAGCCAACUACUCAGACUGAUCACCAAGGAAGAGCUCGAAAGCAGCAAGAUCGACUUGGACAAAUUGCUGGCGCCGCCGACGGUUCAGAGCAAAGAGAGCAUCGAGACACUAUCAGCGCUCGAGAUCGCGGAGCAGAUGACGUAUUUAGACCAUCAGAUAUUCGUGUCCAUCGCCAGCGAAGAAUUCCUCGGACAAGCGUGGAUGAAGACAGACAAAGGAACCCGCGCGCGUCACAUCCUCCUGAUGACGAAGAGAUUCAAUGAGGUGUCGGAAUUAGUGGUAUCUGAGAUUAUUCGACGGUCCAACAUGUCGGCCAGGGUGGCGGCUAUCGAGAAGUGGACCGCGGUCGCCGAUAUCAGCAGAGUGCUGCACAAUUACAACGGCGUGUUGCAAAUUUGCGCGGCGUUCACGAACAGCAGCGUGUACAGGCUGAAGAAGACUUGGGAAAAGGUGCCCAAGACGACGAAGCAGACGAUAGAGAGACUGCAGCACAUUGUCUCGUCUGACGGACGUUUCAGAAAUUUGCGGGACGCCCUGCAUCGCUGCGAUCCACCCUGCAUCCCUUACUUAGGUCUCUACCUCACUGAUCUCUCCUUCAUCGAGGAGGGUACUCCGAACUUAACCGAGGACGGUCUCCUAAAUUUCUCCAAGAUGCGAAUGAUCGCUCAUGUAAUCCGCGAGAUACGGCACUUCCAGCAAACGCCGUACAAGAUCGAAUUGAUCACGAAAGUGAGCAACUACCUGCUGGAUACAUCGCUUUUAUUAAAUGAGAAGGAUCUGUAUCGCAUGUCCUUGGAGAUCGAGCCCAGAACAUCCAGAUUGAGCAACUCGACUAUAAUCGGUCUGCCACCCACGGUAAACCAAGCGUCCAUGAAGUAAGUUCGUUUCGUCACCCUGAGUGAGCGAGUGAACGAACGAACGAAAAGAGAACGAAAUGUUAUUACGAGAAAAUAUUUUGCAUUUUUGUACGUUCCUGAUUAUUUCGUUAUCAUUGUUGUAAAGUUGCACAGGUGGAAAUUAGAGGAGAAAGUAAUAAGUUUUUGACGAUACUCGAUGAUAAAACAGCUGUAUUUGUUCUUCUCUCUCUUUCUCUUUCUCUUUCUCUCUCUCCGAUCAUACAUAUUCACUUCUCCCUCAGUCUACGUAUUCGCUUUAUCUUCUCGCUCGUCAGUUGACGGUUGACAGUUGAUGAGAAGAAAGCUUUCAGAUCGAAAAGUAGUAAAUAUCCGUCGCACGCGCGACCGAUUAUUCAAUUACGAACGCGAUUCGCCGUGUUUACAGCCCCGUCCAUUCUUUCUGUCCACUUCAGUUGCGUUGUCGGCUUGUGACGCGAUCUUCAACGUUCCCUUUCGUUGUCGUUUUUGCGUCUACGCUUCGCGAGAUAUUUACAUAAGCUCCUAGACAAGUAAGGUCAACGAGGAUCUCGUCGUCGCAAAGAAUCGGUCAGCCUCUUUCGCGGAAAGAAGAACUUGUCGUGUUCGUUCUGAGACAAAUGUAUAUAAUCGCAAUAAAUGCAAUGAAAUUUCAAGCAAAUCUUCUCUAGAUUGCUGCAACUGCUGCCUGUUGUAUUUCGAUUAUUUCAUGAUCGUUGUUUUUAUCACUUUUAGGAAGUUUUUGUGGACAUUUUGCAACAUUUAGCUAUAACUAUGCAAGAAUAAUCCAACCUAUGAGAUUAUGAUUUUUGAGUUUUACCAACAAGUAAUCCAUACGUCUUUCUAGAUAACAAAAAUAAGAAAAGAUCUAAGUCUUAUGGGCUAUCAUUAAAAAACAGUUUUUAUUUUCUACUGUUGUAGUUGCGUCAUUUGUUACUAAUUGUGUCUUCUUUACUCUUUUUUAAGCUUGUCAAUGAAUAUUUCGAUCAAUAAGAACCUUAGUGCUAUCCAUAUUUUUUAAAUCAUAUAUCAAAUGUUCAUCUUUAUUUUUCUUGAAACGUACUUCAUAUAGGUUAGAUUAUUCUUGCAUAAUUGUACGGUUUGUCGUAGUAACGUAAUAAUAACAUUUGACGAUAAAACGAAUACGUAGACUGAAGAAGAAGUAAAUAUGUGUGAUUGGGGAGAGAGAAAGAGAGAGAAAAAGAUAAGAACAAAGAUAAUACAACUAUUUUAUCAUCGAGUAUCGUCAAAAACUUAUUACUUUCUCCUCUAAUUUUCACUUGCAACUUUGCAACAAUGAUAACGAAAUAAUUAGGAAAGAACAGAAGCGCAUAAUAUUUUCUCGUAAUAACGUAAUAUAUUUCUCUCCUUGUACAUCUUGAAUAUCGUUAUCUUGUGUGUCGCGUGUAUCGUGCUGAUAAAAAUAAGAGGAAAAAGAGAUAUUAUAGAACAUAAUUCGGAGCUCGGUAAUGUGGGUUGGGGUUUUAUCUAUUCUCUGAUAAAUUGUGCGCAAUGCGUGUCGUCGCGAACAUUCCGAAUUUUUUACCAGAUGGAAACUACUGUGUUAAACACCGACGUGAUAAUCGUUGGCGAGGGCGCAAAGUCACCGUCGCUGAUUUUCAUUUAGUGCAGCUCAAUCGAGCCAGUAUUACUAUGCGAGGCGUGCAACUCAAAUAGUUCCAAUGAGUACCUUUAAGACAACAAAUGAGAAGCGUGGGAGUCGAGUGAAGGUCUUGACAAUCAGUAGAGUAAAGAUAUUACUGUUUUUCGUUUAUUCUGAUUAUCGCUAUACGAGCCUCAAAGCAACUCGCUUGCCAAGCGACCGAAAAUCGAUUAUUUUGCAUCCUUUCCUAAAAUUUUAUUAUAUAUAUACUCAUUACCAGUAAUCAUAUUUUACAAGUUUACAGAGUCUUAUUUUUUAUAGAAUUUAGCUAUAUUUUUUUAUAUCCUAUUAUUACUUCUUUUCCGUCUAUUAUAUGAAAUAUAAAAUGUUUUACUUUUCUAUUAAAUUUAUUUUACUAUUUUACAUGUUUUACUUAUUUAUCUAAUACCCGCACGCGUUAUUCAUUCACGUUAAAAACUUAUUUCCGAUUCGUACCAAGUUUUGUAAAAACAAGUUUUAAUUACAAAAAUAUUUUCCGUGUUUGGCAAGCGAGAUAUGAAUCUUAUGCGAAGAAGCUCUACACAUAUCAACUAUAUUUGAUAUAUUUCAAAACAACGGUCGCCCGCCUCUAUAUUUUUAUUCGAUAUUUGUAUCUAUAUAAAAUAAUACGACCAGGUAGAGUUCGGAGAGAGAGAUAGAGAAAGAGCCGGGAUUCCGUUGACGAAGAGGUGAGUCCUUGUGUGAAAAAAAUUUGUAUACACAUAUAUUAUGUGUAUAUAUAUAUAUAUAUAUAUAUAUAUAUAUAUAUAUAUAUAUAUAUAUAUAUAUAUACAUACAUGUAUACGCGCGUCUCUCUCUAUUUUUAAUCUUGCGUUUACGAAAUUCUCGCUAUGUGGGACGCGUAUGACAUCACGAUGUUUUUGGCCUCGACGCGGCGGCAUUCAUGGCAUGCGGACCACGCGUUUCCAUCUAAAAAUAUCGUGUUUAAAAUAUUCUCUUUUCGGCUUUGAAGGAUCCUAAGAUCAUACAUUAAAGUAAAAUACUCCAGGAUUCUAGAAAGAUUCUAGAAAUCGGAAAAAUAUUACGCGUCUGCUUUGCCUGCAGAAUCGUCUCCUAAGUGAUUAAUACAUUUCUCACGAUCGUGCGCGUAUAACGAACGCAUUAAUCACAUUUCCAUCGACGAUGCAAAGCAAGCCCCGUUGAAUAUGAAUCAGGUUAAAUAGAUCCUUUACAUUAUAAAUCGCUCUGUGAAACUGGGUCGUCUGGAGCUGAAGAAUCCGCGGUUCCUGUCAGAUCGGUUGCCGCUUUAACGGAGAGAUCCACUGUUAUCCGAGAAUUCGAGCAUAAAAAAAUCCUGAGCGUUCUUUAAAAAUCUCCA